Messenger RNA from Gossypium raimondii (Peruvian cotton), 1108 nucleotides. Its product is annotated as protein SEMI-ROLLED LEAF 2. The coding region runs from base 158 to 577 and encodes 139 amino acids. NCBI's taxonomy places the organism in Eukaryota, Viridiplantae, Streptophyta, Magnoliopsida, Malvales, Malvaceae. The record is from RefSeq and is a predicted model, not a curated record. The transcript is spliced from 4 exons.
CCGAACCAAACAUGCUGUAAGUGUUUCUCUCUGCCACCACCGUCUUCAUCAUCAUCUUCCCCUCUCUCCCUCUUUUUGCUUACAUCUCAGGUGCUCCUCCACCUCCUUCCCUUCUUCUUCAAGGCAUGCUUCUGGAAAUGGUCCUUAGGCCCUUUGAAUGGAUGCAGAAUCAAAUGAUAGGAAAUCUGGGAAGCUCUGUGAAUAUGCUUCGAGGAACCCAUUAAGAAUACCAAAGAUUACAAGUAACCUAGAGCAAAGAUGUUUCAAGGAUUUACGGAAUGAGAACUUUGGAUGUGUGAAAGCCGUAUUGUGCAUUUAUAGGAAACUGCUAUCGUCAUGUAAGGAGCAGAUGCCACUUUUUGCAAGUUGUUUAUUAGGGAUCAUUCGGGCUCUUUUGGAACAAACCCGACAGGAUGAAAUGCGAAUUUUGGGUUGCAAUGCUCUUGUAGAUUUCAUAAACCGUCAUUGUGUUCUCUUUUAUCUAUUAUUUCUUUUAUCUAACACUUGUUGUAGUUGUCUGCAUGCAUGUCUUUCUGGUCAUUCUUUUCUUCACAAUUUUCCUAUUCUGCUGAUUUAGACUUGUUUCCAGUGAAUUUGCUGGUUUGAUUACCGGAAAUGACUACUGUCUACGAGUUUUAAGGAUAGGCUCGGCAAGAUUAUCAUACAGCUUAUUUAAAAUUUUCAAGUAGCUUCUUCUUUUCUACCUUUAUGCAACAGUCCGAAUCCUCAGUUAGAAGACAUCGUUUAAACUAAGUGGCUGACUUAUUGCAAUAUUUUUCAAUGGAAAGAGGCUUGGUUUUCGCUGCUUUGUGUUUCUUAAUGUAGGAUAAGGUUGAGCCUAGACUAGUUAACGGUUCAAAUAGCUUUAAUCCACCUGUAAAUAACCUUAUGUUGUAAAAAAAAAAGAGUUAGCAUCCAGUUCUUUACAAGUCAAAUUAAUUCCUGCUUUUUUUCAGGGAGUUUCUCUUUUUAAAUAAUUUUAUUCAGAUAUUGUAUUCAUUAAUAAUGUUUCAUUUUCGGUACUUCUUUUCUCAUUUAGUAUUUUCUACUCAUAUUUGUUUACUUUGACCUCCAAUUCUUGUCACUUACCACUUUCUCUUUUUCUCAU